AUGCCUACCGAUCCGUUUCUGCCAGAAGGUCGAAGGUUCCCGCGCGAGAGGUCUCCAGACGGUCAGAAUGGCAACGACCGAAAGCGACGCCGGAAAGUGCUGUCUUGCUACGACUGCCGACGACGAAAGCUUCAAUGCGACCGAGCUCUUCCUGCGUGCGGACGUUGUACUAAGGCUGGCCAAGCUGCAAAUUGCCUAUACCUCGAAGAUGCCGCUGAUGCCCCAAUACGAGAAGGCGAAGGCCUGCCAACGCCGGUCUCAACUGUCGGUAAACAGCCUCCAUUCUAUGGACACUCCAGUCGACCGAUAGGCAUGUCUACACCCGCCGGUCCCACUGGCGACCUUUUGUCUCGAAUCGAAUAUCAAGAUGGCAGAAUCAAACAGUUGGAGGCCCAAUUGACACAAGCAGGCCAGCCCGUCAAAGCCGGAAGAAUACCUCCAACACCCGAGUCAAUGGUUGGAGGUGAAGGUAUUGCGCCUGUCCAAGACCGCGAGACAACACUUUUGCGUGGCAAAUCCUUCAAGACUCAAUUCCAUGGACAGACACAUCCAGGCGCGCUGAUCGCUCGUAUCCCAGAACUGCAUGGCUUUACCCGCGAGACCUUCGAGCAAUUCCCUGCAUUGUCCAGGAUCAAGGAAGACAUGGGCGCGCUGGAGGGUCGAACGAACUAUGCCGGCUCGAAGCAUGGCCCGACGACAGACGCAGAUCUCAGGGCGUUACUGCCAACAAAAGCGGAGAUGGACGAGCUGGUGGAGAUAUAUCUGGAUAGCUACGGCACGCUGUACCAUGUCAUACACCUACCGACGUUCUGGGAAGCGUACAACAAGAUAUGGCAAGAUGUUGCUAAUGCCGACGUACGUCAGGUUGCGCUUGUGCUUGUAAUGGCAGCCGCUGCGCAGUGUUUGACCACCGCGCAACCAUGGCUAUACACCGCCAACAGCUCUACCGCGCGCGAGAAGGCGGUCGUCAACAUCCAGGCCGUGGAUGACUGGUUACUCACCCAGAGCCAGAAACAUGUGGUGGCCUUGGACUUCCAGAUCCGUGUUUUGCUACUCAUUGCCAAGCAAGUCGCCGCACGAAAGUCGAAGAGGACCUGGACAGACUCGGGCCACCUACUGAGAUUCUGCAUGGCAGCAGGUCUACAUCGGACGCCAGACCUUAUUCGAAAGCCUACAGCUCUGCUGGAUAAAGAGCUCCGCAAAAGAGUGUGGGCGGCAGUCACAGAACUCGAGCUACAAGCUGCAUUCGACCGUGGCAUGGUCUCAUCACCCUGGGCAUUACAAAGUGACUGCCCAUCACCAAACCACCUUCACGAUGACGAUAUCGACGAGACCACCCAACACCUCCCAGCUCUUCGCCGCCCCAACGACUUCAACAAUGUCUCCUACCUCUCCCUCGCCGGCGAAUCCAUGAUCCUCCGCCAAAACCUCAACAACUACCUCAACAACAUCCGCCAACCCGUGCACUUCGAAGAAUUCAAACGCUACACCGACGAAGUCGAAGCCCACCUCCAAUCGAUCCCCGAAUGGAUCGGCUCGAGCGCCCAAAUCCCCACCGUCAUGCUCUCCCUCAACCUCCGCCAAUACCUCCUCGUCCUCCACGACCGCCAACUCCGCGUCGCCGAAACCAAAGCCGAAAAGGACUUCUCCCGCAUGGUCCUCAUCGAACAAGCCACCAAAAUGCUCGAAGGCCACAAAUCUCUCACCUCGAAAGGGAUCUACGCCCUCGAACUCCUCUGCUGCGACCAGCUCCGCGCCGCCCUCUCCCUCUGCCACAUCGCAGCCAUGAACCCCCACGCCGACGACGCCCUCUCCCGCGCCAUCGACGAAACCGCCUCGCGCCUCAUCCCGGACGCCAUCGACAUGCUCACCGACAAAGUCAUCCGCUUCGGCCGCGAACAGCGCCAAUUAUGGAUCCUCCUCGCCGCCAACGGCUACGUCAAAUCGAAAAAGGACCCCUCCAAACGCAUCGUCUACAUGCAGGAAGCCGUCGAUAAAAUCACCCGUCCGUACUACAAAAUCAUGGCGUGUCAGGAAGAUAACCCUUCCUCGCAAAUCCCCACGACGAUGCCGCCUUCUCAACAACCCAAGCCGGGUGUGCAUCACGGCAUGUUGGAGUAUUAUCCCGAGGGGCCGGCGGCGACGGAGAUGGGACCUACGGAUCCGACGUUGUUGGAUUUGGAUGAGAUUGCGGCGUGGACGUUUGAGGAUUGGAAUCUGAAUCCGGGGGAUUUUGUCGGCGCGCAGGUGGGCGCGUUUGAGGACGAUGGAGGGGCGCAGUAUCCUGCGACUUAG
Zasmidium cellare ATCC 36951 is the source of this 2295-nucleotide messenger RNA. RefSeq lists its product as uncharacterized. Lineage: Eukaryota; Fungi; Ascomycota; Dothideomycetes; Mycosphaerellales; Mycosphaerellaceae. The coding region runs from base 1 to 2295 and encodes 764 amino acids. The transcript has a single exon. Gene Ontology annotation, molecular function: DNA-binding transcription activator activity, RNA polymerase II-specific; RNA polymerase II cis-regulatory region sequence-specific DNA binding; zinc ion binding. Gene Ontology annotation, cellular component: nucleus. Gene Ontology annotation, biological process: DNA-templated transcription; regulation of transcription by RNA polymerase II. The record is from RefSeq and is a predicted model, not a curated record.